AAGGCAAGCAUCGCUUUUUUAUUCUCUCCAUUAUCCCUAGAGAAAAAGGUUCUCUCAACAACAAAGAAAACCUAAAAGAGAUAAAGGAGAUCGAGAAAAUGUCUGUGACAUCUACGGUGGAAGAGAACCACCGGAAAGAUCCUUCAUCGCCGGAGAAAGCGGCGGAGAAGAGGAAACGUAAAUGGGUGUUUUGGGAAAGAAAGUGGAGGAGAUUAGAUUAUUUCAAACUUACAGCUUCAUUGUUUGUGCAUUCUAUGGCUCUUUUGGCUCCGUUUUAUUUCAGCUGGUCGGCUCUUUGGGUUACCUUUUUGUUUUAUACGAUUGGUGGUCUCGGUAUUACCGUCUCGUAUCACCGCAACUUGGCUCAUCGGAGUUUCAAAGUCCCUAAAUGGCUCGAGUAUCUCUUAGCCUAUUGUGCCCUUCUCGCUAUCCAGGGAGAUCCGAUUGAUUGGGUGAGUACUCAUCGGUAUCAUCAUCAGUUUACUGAUUCAGAACGAGAUCCACAUAGCCCGAAGGAAGGUUUUUGGUUUAGUCAUCUUCUGUGGAUUUAUGAUUCUGCAUAUCUUGUUACAAAGUGUGGAAGAAGAACAAACGUUGAGGAUUUGAAGAGGCAAUGGUUCUAUAGGUUUCUUCAAAAAACGGUGCUGUUUCACAUUCUAGGACUUGGUAUCAUUCUCUUCUAUCUUGGUGGCAUGUCCUUCGUUACUUGGGGAAUGGGGGUAGGAGCAGCACUGGAGGUGCACGUGACUUGUCUCAUAAACUCGCUUUGCCAUAUCUGGGGCACUCGAACUUGGAAGACCAAUGAUACUUCUCGUAACGUUUGGUGGUUAUCGGUGUUUUCAUUUGGAGAAAGUUGGCACAACAAUCACCAUGCGUUCGAGUCGUCGGCGAGACAGGGGCUUGAGUGGUGGCAAAUCGACAUUUCUUGGUACAUUGUCAGGUUUCUUGAGAUUAUCGGAUUAGCAUAUGACGUGAAACUGCCAACGGAAUCUCAGCGUCGUCGUAUGGCUAUUGCUCAUUGAACUGCGUGAAGAUCGCACAAACAGGGAUCUAGUCUAUGUAACUAGAAUAACUUAUAUAUCUUAAAAGAGUACUGUAUUAUUUUUUCUUUCAUUUGAAGUUUUGGUUAGCGCAAUGAACGUUUCCGAUGUGUUGGACAAAGUUAUUUAAGAUAUAAAAUCAUUAGCGGGGGAAUUAA
Molecule: messenger RNA, 1198 nt
Organism: Brassica oleracea var. oleracea
Lineage: Eukaryota; Viridiplantae; Streptophyta; Magnoliopsida; Brassicales; Brassicaceae
Product: delta-9 acyl-lipid desaturase 2
Exons: 5
Coding region: 99-1022 (307 amino acids)
Biological process (GO): lipid metabolic process
Cellular component (GO): endoplasmic reticulum membrane
Molecular function (GO): oxidoreductase activity, acting on paired donors, with oxidation of a pair of donors resulting in the reduction of molecular oxygen to two molecules of water
Source: RefSeq, a predicted model, not a curated record